Molecule: messenger RNA, 1787 nt
Organism: Aethina tumida (small hive beetle)
Lineage: Eukaryota; Metazoa; Arthropoda; Insecta; Coleoptera; Nitidulidae
Product: juvenile hormone esterase
Exons: 10
Coding region: 42-1745 (567 amino acids)
Source: RefSeq, a predicted model, not a curated record
UUCACAUUCAAAAUUUGAGUAUUGGAAAAUUCAUAUCGACCAUGUUUAUUCCUGUGCACUUAUUGAUUAUUUACUUUAACUGUGUUUAUUCAUUUAUUCAAUUUGUUGAGUAUAUAAAUACUAAUCCCGACCUCCUCGUGGAAACUUCAAAUGGAGUGUUGCAAGGAAAAACAAAUUACCUUCGGGAUAAUCGAAAAUAUUACUCAUAUGAAGGCAUUCCUUUCGCGAAACCCCCUUUGAAUGAACUGAGAUUUCGGGCACCAAAGCCAUUCGGUAAAUGGACUGGCGUCUUAGACGCUUCAAUGGAGGCCUCGCAUUGCAUCGAACUGAGAUUUAGGAACGAAACUUCAACAACCGGUUCUGAGGAUUGUUUAUAUUUAAAUGUUUUUACGCCGGAAAACCCUCGAAAGAUCCGCAACUAUCUCCCCGUCAUGGUUUGGAUACAUGGUGGUGCUUUUAUAGAAGGAAACUCAGAGAAACGGCGAUUCGGACCUGAAAGACUACUAAACCAAGAUGUCGUCAUUGUGACAUGCAACUACCGCAUUGGAAUAUUCGGUUUUCUUAGCACAAACACAUUGGACACACCAGGCAACUAUGGCUUAAAAGAUCAAAACAUGGUAUUGAAAUGGGUCAGUAAAAACAUUAGACGAUUUGGUGGUAAUCCGAACAACGUCACUCUGUUUGGACAAAGUGCAGGUGGUGCAUCAGUGAUGUAUCACGUCCAAUCUCCACUGAGUAGAGGAUUAUUUCAUAGAGCAAUCGCCGAAAGUGGUAGCUCAUUGUGUACAUUCGCUUUACAAAUUGAUCCAUUGGAUAAGGUUUAUCAAAUGGCCGAGGCACUACAAAUAAACAGCAAGAAUCCCAAAGAAAUUGUUGAGCAAAUGAGGAAAAUGGAUGUGGAAAAAUUACAGAACGCACAAGAAAUGACUACCUUAAUUAAUUUUCUGCCGUUUAGAAAAUAUGGCAUUCCAUUUAGUCCUACCAUCGAGCCUCGACAUAAAAGAGCAUUUCUUACAGAUUUCAGCUACGAAAUGCUUAACAGUGGAAAUUUUAGCAGGGUACCUGUUAUAAUUGGCUUGAAUUCUCAAGAAGGUUAUGCUUUUAAAUAUUUUCUUAAUUUGCUAAAGCCAAUUUUAAAUCUUCUCUAUGAUUCAUCUCCUGGUCUCUUAGCUAUGCCAAAUUUAAAAACAAAAUCUUUUUUUGAGAAUCGCAUCUUUGGAUUAUCAGUACUAACAAGAUAUUUUACUGGCAAUACAAUGACUACUGGCACAUUCCAGGAACUCUCUGAUUUUUUUAGUGAUGAUGUGUUCUAUAGACCAAUUAGAAAAACAGCUGAGUUGUUAUCGAAAUAUGUACCUUUGUAUUUCUAUAUAUUUACAUACGAAGGUGAAUAUGCAGCCAAUGGCAUAGAUGAUGCUGAGGAAAGGGAACCAGGAAACAAAGGGGUCUCUCAUUCUGAAGAACUGUGGUAUUUGUGGAACAGAACAGAUGUACCAUUGAGGGGACAUGAUUUAUUAGUAUCCAAUAGAAUGGUGAAAAUGUGGUCCAAUUUUGCAAAAUAUGGAAAUCCUACUCCGAGGGCAGAUCCACUCUUGCAAAAUAUAAUAUGGCCUACGGUUUCAAAAAUUGUAUUUUUAAAAGUGGAUAAAGAAUUGACCAUAGAGGAUAAAUAUAGAGAUGAAUAUGUUACUUUUUGGGAAGAAAUGUUUAGAAAAUUUGGUCGAAGACCAUAUAUGACUUUUUAGAAAUUAGUUUUUAAUAUAAUAAAUUAUUUAUUUUUUCUGCAA